Indicator indicator is the source of this 1029-nucleotide messenger RNA. RefSeq names its product torsin-1B-like. The record is from RefSeq and is a predicted model, not a curated record. The coding region runs from base 1 to 1029 and encodes 342 amino acids. The transcript has 5 exons. Gene Ontology annotation, molecular function: ATP hydrolysis activity; ATP binding; kinesin binding. Gene Ontology annotation, biological process: nuclear membrane organization; protein localization to nucleus. Gene Ontology annotation, cellular component: endoplasmic reticulum; nuclear envelope; endoplasmic reticulum lumen. NCBI's taxonomy places the organism in Eukaryota, Metazoa, Chordata, Aves, Piciformes, Indicatoridae.
AUGCGGAGGGCGGUUGGGUUGCUCUGGCUGCUGCUGCCGGGGCUGGUGGCGCAGGAGCCGAUCAGCGUGGGCCUGGCCAUCGGCGUGGCCUGGGCCCUCACCAGCUUCCUGUCCCACCCGAGGUUCUACUGCAGCUAUGUGGAGUGCUGCCCCAGCGCCGAGCAGCGCCUCGACGCCAGCGCGCUGAAGGUGCAGCUGGACUCCAAGCUCUUCGGGCAGCACCUGGCCAAGGACGUGGUGCUGAAGGCAGUGCUGGGCUUCAGCACCAACCCCGCCCGCAAGAAGCCGCUGACGCUAUCGCUCCACGGCUGGGCUGGCACCGGCAAGAACUUCCUCAGCCAGAUCCUGGUGGAGCACAUCCAUGCUGCCGGCCUGCGCAGCAAGUUCGUCCAUCUCUUCCUGCCCACCCUCCACUUCCCCCACGAUGCCCAAGUCAAGCUCUACAAGGACCAGCUGCAGAGCUGGAUCCGGGGCAAUGUCAGUGCCUGUCCCCACUCUGUCUUCAUCUUUGAUGAGAUGGACAAAAUGCACCCAGGGCUCAUCGAUGCCAUCAAGCCCUUCCUAGACUACUACGAGCAGAUUGAUGGAGUGUCCUACAGGAGAGCCAUCUUCAUCUUUCUCAGCAAUGCAGGGGGGGACCUGAUCAAUAAAGCAGCUCUGGACUUCUGGAUGAGUGGGAAGCCGAGGGAGGAGAUUCAGCUGAAGGACCUGGAGCCCAUGCUCUCUGUAGGGGUCUUCAACAACAAGAACAGUGGCCUGUGGCACAGCAGCCUCAUCGACAGGAACCUCAUCGACUACUUCAUCCCCUUCCUGCCCCUGGAACACAGGCACGUCAGGAUGUGUGUGAGGGCUGAGAUGGUGGCCCGUGGCUACGUGGUGGAUGAGCAGAUCGUGCAGGCAGUGCUGGAGGAGAUGACCUUCUUCCCCAAAGAGCAGAAAAUCUUCUCUGACAAGGGCUGCAAGACUGUGCAGGCCAAGCUGGACAUCCACGAGGGAGCUGCCGUGAGGGACAGCAGAGCCAAGCGCUGA